UAUGGAUCUAUUUUUAAAAGAUACUUUAAUAGUAUUAGUGAUAAUUUUAGGAAAACGAGUGAUUAAAUCACUAGAAUAACAGAUGAAUUAUUUAGAUGAAUAUCUUAAGAAUUAUUACCAAUACCAAUAAAAUUUCUUUAUACUUUUAAUUCAAGAGAUAUUAGCAAAGUAUUUUAAGGUUUAUUGAUGAUCAGACCUAUCUCAUGUAAUAAUAGUAAUGAUACAAAUGCCAAAUUAUGAGUUCAUGAAUGUGCAAGAGUCUUUUGUUAUAGUUUGAUAAGUGUUUAAGAUAGACUUUGGUAUUAUAAUACAGCAGGUGAAUUAUUAAUGAGGUACUUUAGUGUUAAUAAGGAUGAUAUAUCAAGCAAUAUAUUGUUUAAUGAUAUUUU
Messenger RNA from Paramecium pentaurelia, 389 nucleotides. Lineage: Eukaryota; Ciliophora; Oligohymenophorea; Peniculida; Parameciidae. The record is from the annotation of a GenBank genome assembly.